GUUUAGGUCGUGCGCUGAGCGUGCGCGUUCACGCUGCAGAGCGCGCCAGCCAUUGAAACUAGCCUGGACUUGUGUGCAGAAAGUGGGUAAGAACAGCAUGCGAGUGUGUUUUUGCUGGUGAAAUAACGUUAUUCUGUCCUCAGAACAUGUUUUGGUCCAUAUAGUAUGCGUGCGACUAAAGAAAGAUGAAUUUGUAAACUAAACGACAGUAUAUAAUGAAAACAAACAGCGGCUAAUGACAGGCUAAGCUGGCUAAGGGAAGCAGGCUGUCGUCAAACCAUGGGUAUGUUAGAUUGAGUAAAGAGGAAAGCUAAAUUAACAUUUUAGUGCAUUAUUACUUGUUAAAAGGGCAUCCUUUCCUUAAUCACAGUUGCUUGAACUAUAUGCCACACUUUGGUAUUUUCUAAUAGUUUUGAAGGAGCACGGCCUGUUUGUAAUAGACACAGUAUAACAGAUUUCUUAAUGAACUUUAGCUCAGCAGCCAACUUCACUUAAUGCUUAGAUUUUGUGUCACCAGUCCUCACAUUUAUGCACUUAUUUAACCUAUCUGUGUUGUCAUACAAUACAGAAAAGAAUGAAUCAAAUAUAAACCAGGGAUUAUAAUGCCAUGUCUAAAUGUCAGAUGCUGCAAAUACUAAGCUACUGAAUUUGCCCCCUGUUUUUGUCUUUAUAUCCAGAGCUGACUUCUUUUACAGUCCUAUAAGCUGUACAAAUGGCAGAGUGGAACGCCUACUACAGGAAUGAUGGUGAUGAUGAAGAAGAACAAGAGGAAGGAGAACAAUCUGGAGGUAAGACUAGAGCCUCCUUGUAACAAGAUCACAAGUUAGAAAAAGUGAGUAAAUAUCCAGAAUUUUGAAGUUACACUAGAACAAAUACAGCGCUUCUUUUUCCCUAUCAGGAAGUUACAAGAUCACAGGCAGAGACAGCCUUGUCUUCUUGGUUGACGCCUCUAAGGAAAUGUUUAUCAAAGGAGAAGAUGGACAGCCCUCAAACUUUGACAUGACCAUGCAGGUAUAAUCGUAAAUAUCAGUGUUAGAGGCUUCCCUUAUCAAUAAUUUUGAUUGAUAAAGCUAAUGUGUCAUCGUACUGAAUGUCUUUGUUUUUUCGCAAAGGUUGUGCGCAGUGUAUACUCGAGUAAGAUUAUCAGCAGUCACAGGGACCUGGUGGCUUUGGUUUUUUAUGGCACAGAGGAGAGCAAGAAUCCAAGGAACUCAUUCAAACAUGUCUAUGUGUACCAUGACUUGGAUGAGCCAGGUGAGAUGCUUCUCACAGAGCAUCAAAUAUAGUUCUAAAUCUGCCAAAGUGAAAGCACUGUUAGCCCUUCUGUUUUGUCCUUGCCUCCUGUCUGACUUCUGUCUUUCAUUGUGUACAGGUGCAAAACGAGUGCAGGAAGUUGAUGCUCUGCGGGGGGAUGAAGGUGCCAAGCUGGCAGCAAAGACAAUGGGGAGUGGGGAGACUUCACUGGGCGAUGCCCUGUGGUGCUGCGCCAACCUGUACAGUGACAUCAAGUUGCGCCUCUCACACAAGAGACUCAUGAUCUUCACCUGCAGGGAUGAACCACACAUAGGGGACAGCACCAAGGACCGACAGGCUCGCACCAAGGCUAAUGACCUCAAAGAGACUGGUAUGUCUGCGGCAAAAACAGUGUGUUGUCCUUUAAUGCAGCACAGUUUUUUUAUGAAUACUAAGUUUUUGGAUGUAUAUUCUGUGAUUCAGACCAGUGCUCUGCAUGCAAUAUAAUCUAAGGCGUAAAGUUUCAGCUUUGACUACAUGAAGCCUGUAGGUGAUGGACUUGUUCUUUAUAUUUUCCCUAAUAGGUGUCAUCAUUGAUUUAAUGCACCUAAUGAAACCAGGCGGCUUCGAUGUGGCACCUUUUUUUCGUGACAUUGUAAGUCCACCUGAAGAUGAGAGUGAGUUGGGGCUGCAGCUGGAGCCCUGUAACAAACUGGACGACCUCCAGAAGAGAGUGCGUGCGAAGGAGCUGAGGAAGAGAACCAUGGCCAGGUAGAGAAGAAGUGAAAAGACGCCAUUUUGGGGGGAAAUAGAAGUUUUUAAGCUUUCUGCAGCAUUGUCAUAAGUGACGAUGCUUUGUCAAGUUUCCUCUUUCAUCCUUCUACGUUAGUCUAACACAAAUCCUUCUCCCUCUUCUUUCUCACAUCAUCCUUCCCUUCUCUCUGCCAACGGUAGAUUAAACCUGUGUCUUGGUGAAGGCAUAAAUGUAGCAGUGGGAAUGUAUGCUACUGCUGUGACAGCUAAGAAACCAGUUCCCAUUAGGCUUUACAGAGAAACCAACGAGCCAGUUCGUAGCAAAACCCGCACCUUCCACACUCAGACAGGCAGUCUGCUGCUCCCCAGUGAGAUAAAGAAAUCCCAGGUUAGUACAAACUUAAUAUUAUUUCAUGGUUUGGUUUUAUUUUGUUUACUUACUUACCUUAAAUUAAGGUCUCAUUCCCACUGGAAUAGCCAAAUGUUGCUGAAUAAUGUUGUUGAGUUGCGUCUAUUUUGGUAAAUGGUCAUUUUUAUUCACUAACUUUGCUGGCUUUUUAUGUUGUCGUCUGUUUGUGUGCCUGCUGCAGACGUAUGGCAAAAAGCAGAUAGUGAUGGAGAAAGACGAGGUCGAUUCCAUUAAGAAGUUUGAAGAUCCUGGCCUGCACCUGAUUGGAUUCAAACCCAUGGAGAGGCUCAAACUUCACCACCACAUCCGACCUGCUGUCUUCCUCUAUCCUGAGGAAGAUGAAAUGAAAGGUAGCGGUAUUUGUAUCUGUCUGGCCUCAGCUAAUUAUCUAAGGGAGGAUUUAUUUGACCAGUUUUUAUUGGGGAUAUUUUCUAAAUUAGGUUUAAAAAAUUCUGAUACAUAGUUCUGAAAUGACUUUAUAAAAGUUACUAACAGAUUAAAUUGAUUAAACCUUCAAAUUUAAGCAAAGAAGCAAACACUCCUUUGUUUCAACUUUCUAUACUUUGGCUUUCAGCAGCUUUAAUGGGCGUUUUUCCUCUUUUCCAAAUAUUGAAUAGAUUUUAAAAAAUGAAUCCUGAAAACAGAAGUCAGGUCAGAUGACGUAAUGAUUAAACAAAGUAGCUUUUAUCACACAAAACACUGCCUUUGCAGCUGUACUGUAUUUAUUUAUUUUUAAUAUUAUGGCUAAGGUUUUAGUUUGAAAGUUAAUGUUUACUACCCCUGUACGGCUCUGACUAGGUGAUAACCUAUAGGACCGUGUCUUUCAAAGGUGUCUUUGAGUGCUUGGUGACAAAAUAGGACCUUUUUUGCUAAAGUGUGUCAUAUUCUGUGUUUUUCCUCCUCAGGCAGCUCAUGUCUCGUCUCCGCCUUGUUGACAAAGUGUAGUGAGAGAAAUGUGUUUGCUCUGUGCCGCUGCGUCUCUCGCCGAAACUGCGCUCCUCGAUUUGUGGCCCUGGUUCCUCAAAAUGAGCAGGUUGAUGAGGCAAAAACACAGAUUACACCACCAGGUAAAAUGCUGCUGUAUUUUACUUUUCUGUUAUCAGUUAAAAUUGACAUAAAUGGCUAAUCGACGGUGUCAUACUCAAGCUUGAUGGCAGUUUGUCAUUUGUCUCACUUUCCUAGGUUUCAAUGUCAUCUUCCUGCCGUUUGCCGAUGACAUGCGGACUUUGGAUCCCCCUCAGUGCCCGACAGCUUCAGACACACAGGUGGACAAGAUGAAAGAGAUCGUCUCCAAACUGCGCUUUAAAUACAGGUUCAUGCAUUUGGUCUGUGUGUCAUCAGGGACGGUAUUUUAGAGUGUCUGACUGUGGCUUUGAAGAAAAGGUUGCCUUUUUAAACACUAGCAUAAAAACAGUGUUACUGCAAGUGUUUGAUGUUGUUUAUAUUAAGAUACUGUUUAAAAGGGUUUCUCCUCACUGGUGGGCACACUUAAUUAACAUGAAGUAGACUCAUUCAUAGAAAGGAAUGCUAGAUUUGAAGCUGCUUUCAUGUACUUACUUUCUUUUUGUAACAUCUAAAUGUGUUUUUUCUAUGUUUCUCAUUUAUUCUAGGAGUGGAGCUUUUGAGAACCCGGUCAUCCAACAGCACUACAGGAACCUGGAGGCCUUAGCUCUGGAUAUGAUGGCUCCAGAGGACAUAGAGGACCUUAUCAGUAAGACACAGACAAACAUUGAGAAGUUUAAGUUUAAAUUCUUCUUAUGGCUGGUAUUAUACCCAUGUCCCUCUUCUCACACUGACCAUACUUCCUUUUUGUCUCUGCCGCAGUGCCAAAGGUGGACCAGAUUGAUCGCCGUCUGGGACCUUUGAGUGAUGAGUUCAAAGAUAUGGUCUACCCUCCCGGAUACAACCCUGACGGCAAACCAGCUGCCAAACGCAAAACAGGUCAGAGUUGGAUCAUUUAAAAAAAAGUCAAAAAUUUCUCUACUAGUUGACCUUUUUUGUGUUAGGACGAAACAUGUAUGAAAUGUAUACCCCAGGGUUAGUUGAAGGUGCUGAUCAGUAAUGAUUUCUGUAGAACAUAUGUAUCCACUGAGUCCACCCUGCUUUGCCUUUUAGUAAUUCAAGCAUAUUUUUUGUUCAUGUUUUCUUUACUGCUUAAAUUACAGCUGAGAACGGAGGAGGAGCGGAGAAGAAACCCAAAAUAGAGGUGGGAGUAGAUGAACUGAAGGCCCAUAUGCAGAACGGCACCAUAGGAAAGCUAACCGUGCCUGUACUGAAGGAGGCCUGUAAGCAGUUGGGUAUUCGGACCACCGGGACCAAGAAGCAGGAGCUGAUAGAUGCACUUACUGCCCAGCUGGGGUCAUGAAAAGUUAGAGAUAAGCUUCACUGUGCCUUUAUGAUGAUUAGAUCAGUGUACGGACGAUAGGAUUGAUCAAGAAUCUGUGAAAAUAAACAAGUUCUAGAUAGGAAACAGCAUGUUGCUACUUCUUUUUCAAGAAAGCAUUGUUCAGUGCAGAGGAUCAUUUCUGCAGGUAAUGUCAUCACUCCCAUGUUACUUAAACAGUAAUUGAAAAAAAUAAGACAUUUUAUUGUGGUCAUAUACCCUUUAGAGUGGGAUGGAUGUAUAAAAAAAACAGCUCUUUAUGAAACACUGUAACUUGUGAUUAAUCUUGUUAAUAAUCUUGCUUUUACACUAAUAAAACACAUUUUGCUACCAUGUUUUAA
Xyrichtys novacula (pearly razorfish) is the source of this 5119-nucleotide messenger RNA. NCBI's taxonomy places the organism in Eukaryota, Metazoa, Chordata, Actinopteri, Labriformes, Labridae. The record is from the annotation of a GenBank genome assembly.